AUGGCUGACGAAGCUGUUUACGUCUUGACAGAUUAUUUGCAGUCCUUGGAUAAUCUUCCCGAUGAAACCAAGCACAUAUUCGAUGAGAUAAGUGUCAAGGAAAUGGCGCUUCAUGAUUUAGGGAAACAAAUUCAAACAGCAGACCAACAAAUUCAAUCGCAUGUCAAAUCUCAGGGUUCGCACAUUCCCCAUCCCAAAGAAGAGUCUUUUUACACCUCUAUAAGAGAAAAAUAUGAAAAGUCCAUUAUUAUUCAGAAUGAAAAGGUUCAACUCGCAGAGCGCGCACGAGCAGUGUUAAUGAGACACAUAAAACGCUUGGAUGAUAAGCUUAUGAAGUUGGGUCCUGGAUUUACCCCGGCGGAAUUAUUGAAUCAAGCGAAUGACCUGACUUCUCUUUCUUCGGUUUCCUUAAAUUCUCCUGCUGGGGCUAGUGCUCGUCAAGCUCCCGUUCAAGCUCGCAAUGGUGUUGGACGGCGGCAAAGUUCGAUUUUCGGUCGAACUGCUUCUCAAAAUGGAGGAUUCCAGCAGGGUGUGGUGGAUGGCGUUGGCGCUGGUCGGCCACAAAGACCUACAGGUACAAUUUCCAAAGCACCCAGCGUCAAAGCCGGAGCUGCUGCAUAUAGUGAAGCAGUGUCUGAAGAGGAGGAGGAUCAGGAAGAAGAGGAUAACGAGAAGUACUGUUUCUGUCAACAGGGAUCUUAUGGUCAAAUGGUUGCUUGUGAUAAUGAAGAUUGUGAACGAGAAUGGUUCCACAUGGAAUGCGUUGGUCUAAAGGCACCACCAGAGGGUACUUGGUAUUGCGAAGCAUGCCGUGAAAAAAUGGGAAAUUAA
This is a messenger RNA of Schizosaccharomyces osmophilus, 831 nucleotides long. RefSeq names its product ING family-like protein Png1 (gene png1). Lineage: Eukaryota; Fungi; Ascomycota; Schizosaccharomycetes; Schizosaccharomycetales; Schizosaccharomycetaceae. Gene Ontology annotation, cellular component: Rpd3L-Expanded complex; Rpd3L complex; nucleus. The transcript has a single exon. Gene Ontology annotation, biological process: regulation of DNA-templated transcription. The record is from RefSeq and is a predicted model, not a curated record. The coding region runs from base 1 to 831 and encodes 276 amino acids.